Capronia epimyces CBS 606.96 is the source of this 1077-nucleotide messenger RNA. RefSeq lists its product as uncharacterized. The record is from RefSeq and is a predicted model, not a curated record. Lineage: Eukaryota; Fungi; Ascomycota; Eurotiomycetes; Chaetothyriales; Herpotrichiellaceae. Bases 1 to 1077 code for a protein of 358 amino acids. The transcript is spliced from 2 exons.
AUGGAAGCCGCCAAAGCUGCCGUGUCGAAGUUCACCUCUCACAGAGGUCACCACACUACGGUAGACGAAACUGUCCAACCCGCCAUCACCCGUGAGACCGUCAAGCCUGUCCGUCAUGAAGAAGCUCAACAGGCUAUCGACCGUGAGGUCCACCAACAUCACUACCAUACCACUGUUCAACCGCUUGAGCACAAAGAACAACUCCCCGAGAAGCAUACACACAACCUCCUUCCAACCGAGCACCGGGAAUAUCGUCACGAAAAUGAGGGCGAGAUCAAGCAGAAAGUACAAGCCGAACUUGGGCACUUCAAGGACACCAGGAAUGUCCAUGAAGUCCGUGAAACACAAUCAGCUGCUCCCGCCGUAACCGGGGAACAUGUCCACCAUCAUGUCCACGAGACUGUGGUGCCAGUUGUACACAAAGAAACGAUUCAACCCGAGGUUGUUCACACCACUAUUCCCGUGCAUGAGAAACAUCAUGCUGCCAGCCAGCAUCACGGACUCUCUGCUCUGCCCAUGAAAACGCUUGACGAGUUCAACCGCUCUGGUGGAGUGCUCACCGGUGGAAAGCAUGACAGUCAUGAAGAGUACGAUGGUGCGCCUCGCCCAUACAACGACAAACUACAGACCAAUCUACAGAAGCUUGGUUUGAGCGAGACUGGUGCGACUACUGGUCAUCAUACUGGCCAUCAUGCUGGCGUCGAAGCAGGUCGAUCUCAGCAUGGUUCAGGCUUGAGAGAUCAGAGAACUGGACUUGGUGGUGUUGAAGGUCGCCGCGAAGAAUAUGGUACUGGUGUUGGGGAUCGCACUGGUCAUCAUGGCGGUCUCGACGAUGGUCGCACUCAACAAGGAUCAGGCUUGAGAAACCAAGGAACUGGACUUGGUGGUGUUGAAGGUCGCCGCGAAGAAUAUGGUGCAGGUGUUGGUGAUCGCACUGGUACAGGUGUUGGUGAUCGCACUGGCAACCAGUACAAUACUGAAACUUCUACUGGCACCAAGACUAAGCCGAGCUUGAUGGAUCGUUUGAACCCACGCAAAGAUGCGGACGGUGAUGGCAAAGCUGGUCUUGGUGACUAA